CACGUGACCAAAACCACUGCAGCCGCUGCUUCUGGUUUAUAGAAACGAUAGGAAGCGGUUACCAUAGUAGCAGCGGCCUAGCUGCAGGCUGUAUAUAUCCAAAUGGAACUUAUGGAAAUUCUGGAACCAGAAGAUAUACCCAAAGAAUCAACAUGGUAUGCCCUUGUUCCACGCGGCGAGGCUCCACAUUCACGUGUAGGUCAUACCUGUAUGUAUUUACCUGCCACUGAAGAGUCAGAAAAAGGAAAAGUUCUCAUUAUUGCUGGGGCAAAUCCUGAUAGCUGCUUUUCUGACACCCACAUCCUAGACCUUGACAGUCAUGAGUGGGACGGCUCAGACUGGGAUGGAUUGUUACCUCGUUACGAGCAUGGUAGCUUUAUUGCUCAUAGUGAUCCAAGGAGCAUUUGGGUUUUUGGCGGAGCUGAGCAAUCACUGAAUAGAAACUGUGUUCAGGUAUUUCACCCAGGAAGCUCUGCAUGGAAAAGUGCAAAAGUAAAGGGAGAAGCCCCCUCUCCUAGAACUUUUCACACAUCAUCCUCUGCCAUUGGAGACAAACUGUAUGUUUUUAGUGGGGGAGAAAAAGGUGCAGAGCCUGUACAGGACACUCGGCUGCAUGAAUAUGAUGCAGCCUCCAUGACAUGGACUCAGCCAACUACAUUUGGGAACCCACCUGCUCCUCGCCAUGGUCAUGUUACGGUAGCAGUAGGCACAAAGCUGUUCAUACAUGGUGGCAUGGCAGGUAGUGCGUUUUUUGAUGACAUGUUCUGCAUUGACACAGGUACAAUGAAAUGGGAGCAUCUGAAGUUGAAGGGAGAUGUUCCUCCUGCUUGUGCGGCCCAUUCUUCUGUAGCCUUGAAAACCUACAUUUAUAUCUUUGGUGGAAUGACUGAGUUGGGACCAGUGAAUACCAUGUACCAGUUUGACACAGAAUCAUUAUUUUGGACCAAGAUGAAAUUUGAAUCAUCAUGUCCACAAGCACGUUUAGAUCAUUCUAUGUGUCUACUGCCAUGGAAAAUACGAACUGAACUUUCUAGCACAGAAAAACCUCAUAUUAAACCAAAGGACAAUGAAGACACAAAUGAUCAUUGUGAUAAAGACUUGGAAUGCAGUAAACUGGACGAGGUGCCCCUCUGUUUAAUAUUUGGUGGCAUGAAUAUCAGUGGAGACCUGUACAGUGACUGUUGUGUAACUUUACUGCAAAAGUAAAACUCGACCUUUUAUAUGUUUUAAUCACUGUAUAAAGUAGACCGAAUAU
Molecule: messenger RNA, 1255 nt
Organism: Pelobates fuscus (common spadefoot toad)
Lineage: Eukaryota; Metazoa; Chordata; Amphibia; Anura; Pelobatidae
Gene: RABEPK
Product: Rab9 effector protein with kelch motifs
Exons: 8
Coding region: 103-1206 (367 amino acids)
Molecular function (GO): protein binding
Source: RefSeq, a predicted model, not a curated record